Diorhabda carinulata is the source of this 7575-nucleotide messenger RNA. RefSeq lists its product as uncharacterized. The record is from RefSeq and is a predicted model, not a curated record. The coding region runs from base 362 to 3547 and encodes 1061 amino acids. NCBI's taxonomy places the organism in Eukaryota, Metazoa, Arthropoda, Insecta, Coleoptera, Chrysomelidae. The transcript has 18 exons.
UUGUGCAUGGACUAGCCCAUAAUACCAUCAGAUCGUUUAUGGGUUUAAAACACUCUGGUUAAAAGUUGAGUGAACGCGGUACGGCUUUCGCGUUUUACAGGUGUUCGUAAAUGAAACUAGAUGUAAUAAAAUGAUUUAAAGUGUUUAUGUGACUAUGUCUUUUGUGUGUUUUCAAUCUCUCAAUCAAACUGGAAGAGUUGACCAUUCACCCCGAUUUCUAUACAAACAUAAAACUUUUUAGUGACGAAAUUAAAAGUAAAAAACUAGAUUAUUAUGAUUCUCAAUUUUCAUUUGGGCGUUCGAUUUUGUUGUACGAAACAACAAAAUCAUUGAAAAAUAUCGGGCGAGCUCCAUACGUCCGAUGGGGCAAUGUAUGUCUCGUAAGGCCGCUGGGGCCCUCGCAGCGUCAGCAGCGGUAUCUCAAAAUAGACCGACAAAAAUGCAGAAACAUCAGAAAAUACAGAGUCCAGAUGAUGAAAACAACAAACCCCGCUCCCCCUUAAUCGAAACCGAUAGUAACAAACAGCACCAUCAGCAACGUUUGGUACAAACAACAAACGUCGUCGCGACAGCGCCAACUACUAAAGGUGUUGCGAUGUCAUUUGGUUUUAGACGUCGCCAAACAGCUCCGUCGAUUGCUGCUAAUGCUACAGCUGCGCGUCGAUUGGCAAAUAACGCUGUUGAAACGACUAAUGCUAUUUCGGAUUCUUUUGAUAAAAACGGCAACGACUCCAGAGAUACUGACGCUUUAACUGAAAAUGCUGCUCCGACCGGACGAUCCACGCCGAGACUUGCGCCUCCAAAAAAAGAAGCUAAUGCUACCAAAAUAUCUAGAUUUGGAUUCAGGCAUACCCAAUCGUCGAGAUUGAACAAAGUAGGAGAUGUAAAUAGUACUGGUGAAGUAACAAAUCAAAAUAAGAACAAUAACUUCGUUAAGAAACCGAUAGCUCUUACUCGAACAGUACUACCUACUGACAAUAAUAACAGGAAUAGAAUGUACAAAGUAGAACCUCCACCAUCGCAGAUCGGUAGAUUUACCUUACAGUCAAACCAAUUGCCAAGACCUGAACCCAUUAGAUUAAUAGAAACUAAAACAGCGAAAACAGUAGCAAACAACAACAAACGUGUAGCAGGGAUGUAUCAGCAUCAUCCCGAAGAAACGUCUUCCAAAGACGGCUCUCUUACCGAAGAUUCUGGUGUUGGAAGCCAUUUUAGUAGUUAUGUAGGAGAAAACGAUGUCGUAUUGAGAGGAUUGGACCACUUGGAUGCAUCUCCUACUUUUGGGGUUAGAAGAAGGCGAAAUAGUCAUCACAAACCUCGAACAUUAGAAGUAGUUCCUACUGGUACAAACAGAUUCGAUGUACGAGAUUUGGAGGAUUCAAACGAUAGCUGCGACAGUGCUUCUGCUCCUCCGUUACCUCAGUUGCCAAGUGCUUUCCAUUCCACACCUGAAUGUAAAAAGAACUCAUAUCAUACAUCAGGGAUGGUUAGAGAACGUACUGUAGAAUACCAACGCUACUUAGAAAGAAAUAGUCGUGUAAGGAAAAUAUCAAAAACUUCAUCAGAAGGAUUUAGUGAUGAUUAUGGAGAGGAAGAAAAGACUUAUCGAGAUUUAUUUAGGAGUGAGAAAACGUUUGUAAAACCUUCAGGACUGCAGCCUAGUUUCUUAAAAUCUAGAGCCAAUAAGUUAAAAGAUGAUUCCAGUCCUCCUAGCUCAGAUGAACAAGAAUGGGCACAUGGAGGUGAAGCAAUGGCUGAUGAUGUUAGUUUUUCACUUAGUUCGAGCGAUGAGAGCAAAGAUAAGAAUUAUGAAGAUCCACCUGUACAACAAAUACCAAUAUCUACAGCAGUAAUUGGAUCAGCAUUACAGAGUCUUAUGACUAGUGCUUUGUCCAAAUCAUUUACGGCAACUGCUUCUAAAGAAGUUAAAAACGUUAUGUUAACUAUUGAAGAUCCCAAGUUUGCUGCUGUUGCUAGCAAUACUGGAUCUUUGUUGGAUGAUGAAACUUUGUUGUCUCCUCUGGAUAGUGUAUUGAGCUGUUCAGAAUCCGAAGAAAUUAGAAGGAAAUUGAAUCGCAGUUCAUCUAACUCCAAAGAUAUUAAUGAAAAACCAACACCUCCUACUCCUGGUACUCCAACAAAUGCUUCAAAUUCUCUGUCAAUAUCGGAUGACAACGAUAAUUUGAACCAUAGUGGUAAAGACGACUUCCUUAUUGAUGAUGAAAUAGCUGAUCAACCUGCUCUGAUAUUCGAAGAUUGCACUAAUCCCGUAACUAAUGACAAUAGUUCAGAAACUAUGAUGGAAAGUACUCCCAAACCUAGAAGAAGGAUUUCCUCUGGUGUAGAAAGCAGUCCAAUGAGCACAAGAAACAAAAAAUUUUCAUACAACCGAACUGGGUCUCUUGAUACACUAAGUCCUUGUGAAAGUAUUGCUAGCGAUGAUUUGAUGAUGGAUUUUUGUUACAGCCAAAGUAGUGGAUUGGAUGAUUGUGAACUACAAAAUAGCGGAUAUCCAUCAUUAAAUGACACUCUAACGCAACAACAUCAAGAUACAACAGAAAUUCAAAAGGAAAACAGGGAUUGGAAUUCCAUCUCGGAAAGUUAUACAUUACAUAGGGGAUCAGAAAAGCACAAUAAGGGCAGUACCACUACCUCAAGAUCUCGCCUUCUGUCAUCAAGAGUAAGUACUCCCAAUUCCAUUGUAGAUUCCCCGAAGUCCAUAGCUCGUGUAACACGUCCAUCAACAACUAGUAGCCCAGUUCGCUACAAUAGAGUUGCUAAUCUUUCAUCAACAUGCGGUUAUGAUUCAGAUGAGAGUAUCCGUCUGGAUCGUGCCAGUCGUACAGCAGUCAAACAGGAUAUCGUCGUGAUUAAGACUUUGUUGUUAAAACUAAGGAGAGCUCUAAACGAGACAGUAGAAGAGGAAUUGUUGAGGUCAGAAACUCACAACCCAUUCGAAAGUCAGCACUUGACGAAUGGGAUCUUCAAUAGUCUGUGUGCGGACAACGACGCAAGCGGAAGCGAUGAUGGUGGUCACAAUGACUCCAAACAGGUGAUGUCAGAACUAGCGGAAUUGCGGAGACAAGUACUGUUUCUUCAAGGACAACUAGAAGAUAGAGAAAAAACUGUACAAAAUCUUCAGCAACAGAUGUUGCGGCUCGCAGAAGAUAAUUACCAUGCUAAUUCGGCACCAGCUUCUACAACAUGUGAAAGUCAAACAUGUAACGCAGCUACACAAACAGAAAGGAUUCGACCAAUUUCGGCGGGUCCUUCGCUUCUUAAUGGUUCACCAGUCGAUGGUAGCGCUGGGUCCUUAGUCAGUGUGACUGAAUCCUCAUCACCACCGUCACCGAAUGCCAGAAGGUCGCGACCUCCAACAGCGACAUUAUCAACUCCUGUUGACUUGACGCCAUCGAAAAGAUCUGCUUCGAGGCUUUGGAGGCAACCAGGGGAACCUCCUUCACCUCAGCGUUACGUCCCAAAUUCUACUUCUUCUAUACCGAGGCGGGCCCAUAGUCGUACUAGAACGCCUGCUUCUACAACGUGAUAUUAUAUACUUUUGUCUUAAAUUUUUGUUGUGAGGUUUUAGAUUGAAUUUUAGACGCAUUGUAGUAGCAGUUGAAAAUGCAGUAAUUUUUUUUGUCGGGACACAAGUGUCAUUCGAUAAAAUAAACGACGAAAUUUUAGUGUCUGAAACUUGUAUCCUGUUGGGAUCAGAUUUUGGUAGAACUAUAUCAGUCGGAUCUGCAACAUAAUUAGAUUGCAAGUUUACCUAUUAUUUAUUAAAUGCAUCCCUAUAUAAAUGAUAAUAUGCUUCAGUAAUUCAGCCAAAUAAAAUUGAUAGUGUACUUUGACAUUUCUGACUUUAUAUACCAGCAAAAUCUUAAUCGGAAAUGUAAUUUAUAAAAUGUUCAGUUCAAUUCUUGAAUGUGUUAAAUGCAAUAUUAAAUGAUCCGCUUAAAUAUUUCCUGUAGUUAGUCGGAAAAUUUGGAAAAACUUGUUGAACAUGUCAGUAAAAGUGCCAAAAUGUAAUAUAUUAUUAAUUGCCAUGUAAUAACCUUGGUUUUUAGUUAUUAAACAACCUUAUCACUGUAUUUGUUGUUACCUAUACUUAACUACAUUAUGUAAAGUAUAAAUUGUGCAGUCUGUAGUAUGGGUAUUUAUUAUUGUGGCUGUGAAAAAUAAAUUUUUUUCUACUACUGCCAAUAAAAAAUAUUUUGCUAAACAUCUUCAAAAACAUUUUUACCAAAUAUGUUCAUUUAAUUUCAUAGGUCCACUAUAAUACAGUUUUCUAAUUUUUCCUCAGUCCAACAGAAAAUAAAAACAUUAUAACUCAUUAUUAAUUUGUCAUCAGUGUCGACGCUAACAACAGGUUAUAAUUUGCAAACCCUCCCUACAAAAAUUUAGUUGCUAGAUUAAAGUUAUGCUAGAAUACUUUUUGUUGGCAUGUUACAUAAUUUUGUAUGUCAUACUGAACACACUGUUUACACCAACACUGACGGAAGUUCACUUUCAGUCUCUGAAGACGAUAACUUUGUAAUCGAAACGCGCGUUAGACAGUGUAAUUGUGAGUGUUAGUGUAAACAGUGUGUUCAGUAUGAAUUUCAUUACUAUAUGUAUCAAUUGUUUGUUUGGCUUUUUUAUAAAUGUUGUCAUUUGUAUCUAUCAAGAUUUGGUAGAAAUCAAAUUUAAAAGGUUGUUUUCUUUUGAAGGAAUUGGUACUAUGACAUUCUCGGGGAAAAAUUUACAGGUUAAAAAACUUUCUUAUGAAAUAUUUUUUUUAUUCAGACAUUAUAAAUGAAAAAUAAAUAUUCUUGAAUGACAAAUCAGUUGAUGAGAUUGAUUCUCACCAUAACUGUCAUUAUAGUAUUCGACCACUUCAGCUAAUUGCACUGGAAUGUUAUCAUUAAUCAAGGGGCGCACGGAAUGAACGCGAACAUGAUGCUGGUUCGCUAGGAAACAUAACCUUAAAAGUUCAUUUAUUUGAAUAAAUUUGAACUUACUUUUACUGGAUGAAAUAUCUACAGUUAUUUUUCUAUAACAUAUUUCAAAAUGAAUGAAAUAGAUCCAGUCGAAUUUUUUAAACGUAUAUGAAUGAAUCGGGGUUUAUAUGAUCAACUUUUUAACUUAUUGAGUAGAUGGUUUACAAAACAUUUAAUAAGAAACCCUGAUUGUCAAUUAGACCAUAAAGUUAAUCAUCAGUUCUUGUCAUGGUGUUUACAAAUGAGAAAUUGAUUCCAUAUAUUAUGCUAAAUUGAAGUUUUCUUAUAUCCAGCUGACUGUUUGUUAUAUAAACAGUCAUAAACAUAUUAUAUCAAUAAGUAAUAUUUCAGGGUACCUGCAACGACAAACUACACUAGAAAAGUGAGGUUAUGUUUUUGACAAUCAACGCGUAAAAAGUUGGAUAACUUCGACGUGUCAUGAGCGCGUUCAAGUGCGAUCAUUGUGUGCGUUAUCGCAGUUUCUCUACAAGUUGAACUAUCUUUGACUUUUAAGAACGUGUAGAGCGUGUCAUGUUCGCGUUCAUUCUGUGUAUCGCUUAACCUUGCAUUGUAUUAAUGCUACACUCAAAUAAUUUGUAACCAAAAUGGGUAUAAAAACAUGGUAAAAUUGAAUUGUCCCAUAUAAUGUUCAAAUUAUUAUAAUUUACGACCAUAAUGAUCUAAACGAUCUCGAUAUGAUGCUCAAAUAGACUAUUUCAUUAAGGAAACUAUUCGUUAUUGUAAUAAUUACCUUAUAUUGAUAGUUCCGGAAAUUACUUGUAUUUGAAAUAAAAAUCAAUAGUUCCAAUACAGUACAAGAUCGUAAAUCCGGAAUUGCUGGGAAACGAUUGGUUCCGGAUUUUAGAUCAUACGAACAUUUGAAUGCAUUUAUGGUGGCGCUAUCUAUCGCGGUAACAAGAAAUCAUAUCACAUUUAAUACUGCACAAACACACUAUAAAAUAAUAAUAAAAAGUGUAAAUACUUUAUAAACAGAAGUUAAAAUAACAUCAAUAAAAGUAAUAGUGAAAAAACAAUAAAUAAAAAAAUUAUAACUGGAAAGGCAAAAAAAUUCUGAUUCUACAUGCUAUCUUUAUGUAAGAUGUCGCCUUUUAGUAUCAAAUAUAUAAGCUAAAAAUUACGAUACGAACUAAUCAGUUCGGAUUUUAGAAGUCCGGAUUUACGAUGUUCAACUGUAUACAAAACAGGGCCGAGAACAAUAUGUCUAUAAAAGCGUCAAUUACGUGAAACAUGUAACGUCAAAUAUCAUUUUUCUUUAAAUUUAUCACAUGGAAUGUUGUGUAGUGCCACAGUGCACUAACAAAACUGAAAAAUUUAAGUCGUCGUUAUGAAAUCUUUCAUUCGGGGUCGCUGAUUUCGAAUUCGACGCCAAAUUUACGGAAACUUACCCCCUUUUCUUGCACAGAGUUGCCACAUACAAAAAUUUUAAAUUUUAUGUUGUGAAUGUUCAAAAAAUAUACAUAACUUAAUUAAAUGAAAAUAAAAUACCAUUAUCUGCCAGAAUGACCACAAUUUGUAAUAAAUUUCAAGAUAAAGUAUAUUUUCAUAGUUUCUAAAUAGACUAUUGAGUUUUAUUUCUACUUUAAUGCUGGUCUAAAUGCAGUAGCAAAUAUCAUUAUGGUCUCUUCAUGUAUAAAAACGGUUUAACUAAGUUGGAAUUUCUGGAACUGUUGGUGAUAUUUAUACUGAACACACUGUUUACACCAACACUGUCUGACGUCUAUUGUAAACAGUAUUUAAUAGACUAUGGAGAAAAAAAUUACUGCAUUUUUGUUAUAAGUCACAAAUAAUUAUUCAUGGGAAAAUGGAUUAGUUCAUUUUGAACAAUAAUUUACAUUAACAUCACAUUCCAAUUAAGUUGGAAUUUUUGGAACCGUUGGUGAUAUUCAUACUGAGCACACUGUUUACACUAACACUCGCAAUUACACUGUCUGAGGCGCGUUUCGAUAACUAAUUUUUAUUCUUCUUUUCUGAAGAUGAUAACUUGGUUAUCGAAACGCGCCUCAGUCAGUCUAAUUUUGAAUGUUGGUGUAGUGGUAGUGUAAACAGUGUGUUUAUUAUCACAUUCCAAUAGUUAGUUUCAUUUUUAUAAUAUAUUAUUUUAUUACAAAUAAAAUCUAAUUAAAAUAAAGAUUUUUCAAAUUGUUUUCAAUUUACAAUAUUAUUUUUAUUCCCAUGAGUAUAUAUUAACAUUCCUAAAUAUUUUUAUAGCAAAUGUAAAAGAUAUAUACAUGAAUACUUUUGACUGUGAUUUAUUUUUUUUAAUGUAAUUAUUAUUCCCCUGUAUAUCAAAACUCAAAAAUAUUUGUGUAACCUAUAAAAUUUAAGCCAUAAAUAUUCUUUUUAGAAGGAAAAGAAGUAUCAAUUUCAAAAUUUCGAAAAAAUCAUAAUAUUGUUUGAAAAAUGUAUUCUUCAUGUGUAAAUUCAACUGAAACGUACAAUGUUCAUUUAAAAUAUUUUGUUAAUAUUUAUUUAAUUGUGCAAUAUGUUAUUGUUGCUCUUAACGAGUAUUACUAGCAGUAAUUAGAUCGUAUUUAUUAUUUAUUGAAUGAAAAUAUAGACAAGUCUUACAUUC